UCUCUGCUUACGCGCAGUGAUUGUUGUGGCUCCUCUUCGGGAAGAAAGUUCGUCUCACAGUCAAUUCAUUUUAUUUCGCAAGAGAGUUAAGAAAUAUGGCUGACUCUCAAGAGGACAAGCUUUACAGAGCGGAAUAUGCAAAAAGCGGCCGUGCUUCGUGCAAGAAAUGUAAAGAAAAUAUCGCUAAAGACUCGCUGAGGAUGGCCAUCAUGGUGCAGUCCCCCAUGUUUGAUGGGAAGGUCCCCCAUUGGCACCACUUCUCCUGCUUCUGGCUGCGAGCUGCAGCUCAGUCCACUGGAGAUAUAGCCGGCUACUCUGGCCUCCGCUGGGAGGACCAAGAGAAGGUCAAAAAGGCCAUUGAGAGCGGAGGAGCAACAGGAAAAGCGGACACCAAGGGUGGAGCUAAAGGAGCGAAGACGCUGAAUGACUUUGCGGUUGAAUAUGCAAAGUCAAACCGCAGCACGUGCAAAGGUUGUGAGCAGAAAAUAGAAAAGGAUCAGAUCCGUGUUUCAAAGAAAACAGUGGACCCCGAGAAGCCUCAGCUGGGUCUGAUCGACCGCUGGUACCACACGGCCUGUUUUGUGAGCCGUCGAGAAGAGCUCGUUUUCAAACCUGAAUACAGCGCCGCCCAGCUGAAGGGCUUCAGCGCUCUACGGGCUGAAGACAAGGAGGAGCUGAAGAAAAGACUCCCUGUUGUUAAAACUGAAGGGAAGCGUAAAGGUGAUGAAAUGGAUGGAGUGUCAAAGAAACAGAAGAAGGAAGAAGAUGAUGAGAAGAAGAAGCUGGAGGAGCAGUUAAAGAAUCAAAGCCAGCUCAUCUGGGGCAUAAAAGACAAACUGAAGAAGUUUUGCUCAAUUAACGAUAUGAAGGAGCUGCUGAUUGCAAACAGCCAGGACGUUCCCUCUGGAGAGUCUAACGUGGUGGACUGUCUGGCAGACGGCAUGGCUUUCGGUGCUCUUGAACCCUGUAAGGAGUGCCAGGGCCAGCUGGUGUUCAAGGGUGAUGCUUAUUACUGCACAGGUGACAUCUCAGCAUGGACAAAGUGUGUUUUCAAAACACCCACACCUUUACGUAGAGACUGGGUCAUCCCCAAGGAAUUCCAUGAGCUUCCUUUCCUGAAAAAGUUCAAGUUCAAGCGUCAAGACAGAGUUUACCCAAAAGAGGCUCCCAAAAAAACCCUCACUGCCGUCAAAGCUGAACCCCUGGCGAGUGCAUCCCGUGCCCCGAUGGAGCGACUGCCAGAGGGAGCACCUGCAGACAAACCUCUGACUGGUAUGAAACUUUUGGUUGUUGGAAAGCUGUCAAAGAACAAAGAUGAUCUAAAGGUAGUUAUAGAGGAGAUGGGAGGAAAAAUUACUGGCACAGCCUCUAAGGCGGCUCUCUGCCUCAGCACCAAGAAGGAGGUGGAGAAGAUGAGUAAGAAAAUGGAGGAAGCACGAGAUGCUGGUGUGCGGGUGGUUUCUGAGGACUUCCUCACAGACAUCAAGUCGUCCGGUAAAGCCCUCCAGGAGCUUGUUUCCCUGCAUGCCAUCUCACCCUGGGGUGCAGAGGUGAAAGUGGAGGCUCCAGCUCCGUCUACAGCCACCAAGUCUGGCACGGUAGCUGCAAAGAGCACAGGCAGAGUGAAGGAGGAGGACGGUGGAAGUAAAAGCAAAACAAUGAAACUGACAGUCAAAGGGGGAGCUGCUGUGGAUCCAGAUUCAGGUCUGGAAAACAGCGCUCAUGUGCUGGAGCAGAGUGGGAAGAUGUACAGUGCUACACUGGGUCUUGUGGAUAUUGUCAGAGGGACAAACUCCUACUAUAAGCUGCAGCUGUUAGAGGAUGAUGUUCAGAAACGGUAUUGGGUGUUCAGGUCAUGGGGCAGAGUUGGCACCACGAUUGGAGGCAACAAGCUGGACAAGUUUCACGACAAGAACUCUGCUCUGGACAACUUCCUGAGUGUCUACAAAGAGAAGACGGGCAAUGAGUGGGGCUCCUCAAACUUCACCAAGUAUCCAAACAAAUUCUACCCUCUAGAGAUCGACUAUGGACAGGAUGAAGAAGCCGUGAAGAGACUGACAGCCACUGCUGGCACCAAAUCUAAACUGGCCAAACCUGUUCAAGAGCUGAUUAAAACCAUCUUUGAUGUAGAAAGCAUGAAGAAGGCCAUGGUGGAAUUUGAGAUUGACCUUCAGAAGAUGCCGCUUGGAAAGUUGAGUAAGAGGCAGAUCCAGAGUGCCUACUCACUCCUAACUGAAGUACAGCAGGCUGUAUCAGAUUGUUUGCCUGAGGCCCAGAUCCUGGAUCUCUCCAACCGCUUCUACACCCUCAUACCUCACGACUUUGGUAUGAAGAAACCUCCACUGCUCAACAACCUGGACUACAUUCAGGCUAAAGUUCAGAUGUUGGACAACCUGUUGGAUAUUGAAGUGGCUUACAGCCUGCUGAGAGGAGGGGCCCAGGACAACGAGAACGAUCCCAUCGACAUCAACUACGAGAAACUCAAAACUAAGAUUGAAGUUGUUGAUAAGACUACAAGUGAGGCUGAGAUCAUUAUGCAAUAUGUUAAGAACACCCACGCUGCUACACACAACACUUACACACUGGAAGUGCAAGAAAUCUUUAAAAUUGUCAGAGAGGGAGAGCAUCAGCGUUACCGUCCCUUCGAGGAGCUACACAAUCGUCAGCUGCUGUGGCACGGUUCUCGCACCACCAACUACGCUGGUAUCUUGUCUCAGGGUCUCCGCAUUGCCCCUCCAGAGGCCCCAGUGACUGGUUACAUGUUUGGUAAAGGUGUGUACUUUGCCGACAUGGUGUCUAAGAGUGCAAACUACUGUCACACAUCACAGUCAGACCCUGUCGGUCUCAUACUGCUGGCUGAAGUUGCUCUCGGUAACAUGCAUGAAUUGAAAAAAGCUUCCCACAUUACAAAAUUACCCAAGGGCAAGCACAGUGUUAAAGGUUUGGGUAGAACCGCUCCUGAUCCCAGCGCCACAGUCACUUUAGGUGGUGUGCAAGUGCCCCUGGGAAAAGGGACCCAUACUAACAUUGAUGACACUAGUCUGCUGUACAACGAAUACAUUGUGUAUGAUGUAGCACAGAUAAACAUGAAGUAUCUUCUGAAGAUCAAGUUUAACUACCAGACUUCCCUGUGGUGAGAGGGGCCAUCACCGAGCCUUCUUCCCUGAAAACAAAGACCAGAGUUGCCUCCAAAUGCCUGGGCUUCCUUCUCUGCAACAGAAGAUGUUUGGCAAAGGAGCAAUGCUUUAUCACGCUUUACAGAGGUCAUUGGAAAUCUCUAGUCACUUUAUGCUUUUACAUCAGGUUAACUAGCUGACAGCCUUUCUUUAGUAACACUUAAGGUGUUUAAAUGCCUAGUUCAGAGAUGCUCAUAAGAAACUGCUCAGUAAAGUGUUUCAAGCAUGGUGCAUACCACAUAGUAAGAGUUUGGUUUAGUAAUAAGCAUCAGUAAAUGUUAGCAGUUUUCUGUCUCACACUGUAACUGUCAUUCUUUAAUAAACAUUUACUCAGCAAGGUAUGGCACUGCAAAUAAAAGAGUUUGGAGUGUUAAAAACCAGUAUUUGAAUCAGGCAAGAGGUUUCACAAUAAGAUAGCAACUAAGAUGAGCAUUUUGUAGACUGUUGUGAGUUCAAGGAUACUGUAUAAGUUGACCUGUAUAUUUGUUAUGUUGUUUGUCGCUAAAAUUGUCUUACCUUUGAAAACUAAAAAGAAGCAAUGUGGUUGUGUUUACACAGGGUAUUCUGUGAUAGAAAACGACUGCCAUGGUUUGUGGUACACUUUUUCUCUGUUUUUCUCGCCUACCUUAAAAUAAAACAUCUAAAG
Molecule: messenger RNA, 3822 nt
Organism: Cheilinus undulatus (humphead wrasse)
Lineage: Eukaryota; Metazoa; Chordata; Actinopteri; Labriformes; Labridae
Gene: parp1
Product: poly (ADP-ribose) polymerase 1
Exons: 23
Coding region: 96-3137 (1013 amino acids)
Cellular component (GO): nucleus
Molecular function (GO): DNA binding; zinc ion binding; NAD+ poly-ADP-ribosyltransferase activity
Source: RefSeq, a predicted model, not a curated record